AUGGCCCUGUCUCAUAUCAAGAAUGUGUUAGUCGUUGGGGCGAGUGGAAGUGUCGGCGGACCAACAGUCAAGGCUCUGCUCGAAGAAAACUUCCAGGUCACUGGACUGACUCGACAGUCGUCCUCGGCCACCUUGCCUGAAGGCGUGAGGCAUCUCACGACCGACUUCUCCGAGGCGUCCCUUCUCGAAGCCUUCAGGAACCAGGAUGCUGUCGUCAGCGCAGUCACCAGUUCUCAGUCCGACGCUCUGAUGCUCCAAAAGACCCUGGUCGAUGCGGCCAUCGCGGCGAGGGUCAAGGUCUUCGUGCCCUCCGAGUACGGGAUCGACACCGCGGACGGCACCGCGCCCAAGUACGUUCCGGCCCUCGCUGACAAGAUCGAGGUGGUCAAGUACCUCAAGGAGCGGCAGGACAAGAUAUCGUGGACGGCCAUCGUCACGGGGGCCAUUUUCGACUGGGGGCUGAACUUACCAGGCUUCGGGGGCUUGAACGUGACCGCCCGGACCGUCACCAUCUUCGACGGCGGCGAUAUCCCCUUUGACGCCACGAACCUGGACCAGGUCGGCAAGGCCAUCGCCAAGACCUUGAAGAGGCCGGACCUCACACGAAACCAACACGUCUACGUGAACAGCUUCACAGCCACGCAGAACAAGGUUCUGGCGGCUCUGGAGAAGGCGACGGGCGACAAGUUCGCCGUCUCUCAGGGUUCCGUGGAGGAGGGGGCUGCACAGCUGGAGCAGGGCCAGCCGCUCGGCAUCCUAGCGAUGAUUGCCGGAGCCUUGUACGGAAAGGGGGGGUUGGCUUACUUCUCGACCACGAAGGGACUUUGGAAUGAGAGACUGGCCUUGCCGCAGGAGGAUCUGGACGAGUUUAUCGGCAAUUACAUACGCGGAAAGAACUGA
Messenger RNA from Colletotrichum navitas, 900 nucleotides. Its product is annotated as NmrA-like family protein. Lineage: Eukaryota; Fungi; Ascomycota; Sordariomycetes; Glomerellales; Glomerellaceae. Gene Ontology annotation, molecular function: NAD binding; oxidoreductase activity, acting on the aldehyde or oxo group of donors, NAD or NADP as acceptor. The transcript is spliced from 2 exons. The record is from RefSeq and is a predicted model, not a curated record. Bases 1 to 900 code for a protein of 299 amino acids.